CCUUCCCCAACACUCCAAGCUAGUCCAAGAGGCGAGCAGCAGAGAGGGAAAGCGAAUCCCCUCCUCUCCUCCUCCCACUCUUCAAUGCUCUCCCCGUCCCCUCCGCCAUGGACGCCGCCGCCCUCGCCCUCUCCAUCAUCCUGCUCGCCGCCGCCGCCGCCACCACUCUCGCCCGCGGGGCCACGCACCCGGCGGACCAGGCGGCGCUGGAGGACCUUCGGAAAUCGCUGACGAACCCGGACGCGCUGGGGUGGCCCGACGACGGGGACGCGUGCGCGUGGCCGCACGUCUCCUGCGACCGCACCGGCCGCGUCGACAACCUCGACCUCAAGAACGCCGGCCUGGCGGGGACGCUCCCGCCGUCGCUCCCCUCGCUCGCGGCGCUGCGCGACCUCAGCCUCCAGGGGAACAGCCUCUCUGGCGCGCUCCCGUCCUUCCGGGGCAUGGCGUCCCUCCAGCGCGCCUUCCUCAACGACAACGACUUCGACGCCAUCCCGCCCGACUUCUUCGACGGCCUCGCCGACCUGCUCGAGAUCUCGCUCGCCAACAACCCGCGCCUCAACGCGUCCCAGGGCGGCUGGACGCUCCCGCGGGGCCUCGCCGACUCGUCGCUGCAGCUGCAGGCGCUCUCCCUCGACAACUGCAGCCUCACCGGCGGGAUCCCGGACUCCCUCGCCCGCCUCACGGGCCUCCAGAACCUCACGCUCUCCUACAACAACCUCUCCGGCCCCGUCCCCGCCGCGCUCAACGGCUCCGCCAUCCAGAGGCUGUGGCUCAACAACCAGCAAGGGGACGCCAAGCUCUCCGGCACCCUCGACGUCGUCGCCACCAUGACCGGCCUCCAGGAGCUCUGGCUCCACGGCAACGACUUCUCCGGCCCGGUCCCCGACGCCAUCGCCAGCUGCAAGGAACUCUACACCGUCAGGCUCAACAACAACCAGCUCCUCGGCCUCCUGCCGCCCGGCCUCGCCGCGCUCCCCGCGCUCCGGGAGCUCAAGCUCGACAACAACAACCUACUGGGCCCCGUCCCGGCGCUCAAGGCCCCCACUUUCACCUUCUCCGGGAACGAGUUCUGCGCCGCCAAACCCGGGGAAGCCUGCGCCCCGGAGGUCAUGGCGCUGCUGCACUUCCUCGCCGAGGUGCAGUACCCGAACAGGCUGGUCGGGACCUGGUCCGGGAACGACCCCUGCGCGGGCUGGCUCGGCGUCACCUGCGUCCAGGGCAAGGUCACUAUGCUCAACCUGCCGGGGUACGGCCUCAACGGCACCGUCAGCCAGAGCCUCGCCAACGUCACCACGCUCUCCGAAGUGAACCUCGCCGGGAACAACCUCACCGGCCGAGUGCCGGACAGCCUCACCAGGCUGGCCUCGCUCCAGAAGCUGGACCUGUCCAUGAACGACCUGUAUGGCCCGCUGCCCGCAUUCAGUCCCACCGUGGAUGUGAACGUCACCGGCAAUCUCAGCUUCAACACAACGGAUACGCAGCCAACGGAUGCGCAGCCAAACGGCGAGUCCCCGCGGCCUCGUCCUACGCCUGGCGCAUCUGCUGGUGCUGGGGGUAAUACUAGUGCAGGGGGGAUCCCUGGGAGUGGGAAGAAGGCCUCAUCAGCUGUGUUGCUGGGCACAACCAUUCCAGUCGCGGUGAGCGUGGUCGCACUGGUCUCCGUGGGCGCCGUGUUCUUGUGCAAGAGAAGAGCGUCGGUGCCGCCGCAGGCAGCCUCCGUGGUGGUGCAUCCCCGUAAUAGCUCUGAUCCGGACAACCUGGCCAAGAUCGUGGUGGCCACCAACGACGACGGCAGCAGCAGCGGCACGUCCCAUAGCGGGAGCAGCAGCGGCCAGGCUGGCGACGUGCACGUGGUGGAGGCCGGAAGUUUCGUGAUCGCGGUGCAGGUCCUCCGUGGCGCCACCAGGAACUUCGCCCAGGACAAUGUGCUUGGCCGUGGGGGAUUUGGGGUGGUCUACAGAGGGGAGCUGCACGACGGCACCAUGAUCGCGGUGAAGAGGAUGGAGGCCGUGGCGGUGAGCAACAAGGCCUUGGACGAGUUCCAGGCCGAGAUCGCCGUCCUGACCAAGGUCCGGCACCGCAACCUGGUGUCGAUACUGGGAUACGCGAUCGAAGGGAACGAGAGGCUGCUGGUGUACGAGUACAUGCCCAACGGGGCUCUGAGCAAGCACCUGUUCCACUGGAAACAGUUGCAGCUGGAGCCUCUCUCGUGGAAGAAGCGUCUCAACAUCGCCCUGGAUGUUGCCCGUGGGAUGGAGUACCUGCACAACCUGGGGCACCACCGCUUCAUACAUAGGGAUCUCAAGUCAGCGAACAUUCUCCUCGGCGACGACUUCCGGGCCAAGGUGGCGGACUUCGGGCUCAUGAAAGAUGCGCCGGAUGGGAACUACUCUGUGGCGACCAGACUUGCCGGGACGUUCGGGUACUUGGCUCCUGAGUAUGCAGUUACCGGGAAGAUCUCGACGAAAGCAGACGUGUUCAGCUUCGGUGUAGUGCUGCUGGAGCUGAUAACAGGGACGACGGCCAUCGACGACAGCCGCGUGGGCGAGGGCGAGGAGACCCGGCACCUGGCGUACUGGUUCAGCCAGAUACGGAAGGACGCGGAGCAGCUGCGCGCGGCGAUCGACCCGGCCCUGGACGUGGGCGACGGCGAGACAAUGGAGAGCAUCGGCGUGAUCGCGGAGCUGGCGGGGCACUGCACGGCCCGGGAGCCGUCGCAGCGGCCGGACAUGGGGCACGCGGUGAACGUGCUGGUGCCCAUGGUGGAGAAGUGGAGGCCCGUGAAGGACGAGGCCGAGGACUACCUGGGCAUCGACCUGCACCUGCCGCUGCUGCAGAUGGUGAAGAGCUGGCAGGACGCGGAGGCCGGCGGCCUGACGGACGGCGGCGGGAGCGUCAUGAGCCUGGACGACAGCAAGGGCAGCAUCCCCGCCCGCCCCGCCGGCUUCGCCGAGUCCUUCACCUCGGCCGAUGGCCGGUGAUCGGAUGCAUGCAAUGCAUGCAUCCAUGUGUCUCUCAAAUGUCUCUCGUCUCCCGGUCCCUCCCUUGCCUGUUUUCGCACAUUCGUUGCUGUAGGUACAAAAGAAAGCAGUACAUGGGAUCGUCGUCCAUGUGCACAACCUUGUGCUUCUUCUU
Zea mays is the source of this 3138-nucleotide messenger RNA. Its product is annotated as putative leucine-rich repeat protein kinase. The transcript is spliced from 2 exons. Bases 108 to 2984 code for a protein of 958 amino acids. Gene Ontology annotation, molecular function: protein kinase activity; ATP binding; protein binding. The record is from RefSeq and is marked provisional. Lineage: Eukaryota; Viridiplantae; Streptophyta; Magnoliopsida; Poales; Poaceae. Gene Ontology annotation, biological process: protein phosphorylation.